Caenorhabditis elegans is the source of this 1829-nucleotide messenger RNA. RefSeq names its product DNA polymerase eta (gene polh-1). Gene Ontology annotation, biological process: DNA repair; translesion synthesis; UV protection. The transcript has 9 exons. Gene Ontology annotation, molecular function: damaged DNA binding; DNA-directed DNA polymerase activity; magnesium ion binding. Gene Ontology annotation, cellular component: nucleus. NCBI's taxonomy places the organism in Eukaryota, Metazoa, Nematoda, Chromadorea, Rhabditida, Rhabditidae. Bases 13 to 1767 code for a protein of 584 amino acids. The record is from RefSeq and is marked reviewed.
GACACAUAAAACAUGAAAAGAGUGAUCAGCCUCAUCGAUAUGGACUGUUUCUACGCACAAGUCGAACAACGGGACAAUCCAUCGCUUUGGGGACAGCCGGUGAUCGUCGUGCAGCACUCCAGGCAGGGUAUCGAGGGUGGAAUUUUGGCUGUAAGCUAUGAAGCCCGCCCGUUCGGAGUGAAACGAGGGAUGACGGUGGCCGAAGCGAAGUUAAAAUGCCCUCAAAUAUCAAUAUGUCACGUUCCGAUUGGAGAAUAUGUAGAUAAAGCUGAUAUUCAGAAAUAUCGCGACGCUAGCGCAGAAGUCUUCCGGGUGCUGAACAAUUACGACUCGCAAAUUAUAAUCGAAAAAGCGUCUGUCGAUGAGGCUUUUCUUGAUUUAUCCGCGUAUACUAAUCAAAAAUUGCAAGAAUUGAGAGAAAACGAGGGAUUGGAGGAGUUUUUGCAGGCUGCUAUUACCUACCUCCCAACCACACACCUCGCUACCGGAGAAGAUGUGAAAGAAAAUGAGCACCUACGAGAAGAUGUGCUGCUGGAAUAUAUUGAAAAUGCGAGAAAUUGCACGGAAAACCUGCUUUUACUGAUUGCCGCGGUCACUGUAGAGCAAAUUCGGCAACAAAUUCACGAGGAAACCCAGUUUUUUUGCUCGGCGGGCGUCGGAAACAACAAAAUGAUGGCGAAAUUGGUGUGCGCCCGGCAUAAACCACGCCAACAAACGUUAAUUCCGUGGUUCUAUGUUCGAGAAAUUCUCCGGCUUACGCCAAUCGGAGAUGUUCGAGGAUUUGGCGGAAAAAUGGGAAAUCGCAUUCAAGAAAUGCUUAAUAUCACUUUAAUGGGUGAACUGCUCGAAGUGGACAUUUCACAGCUCAUUGAAACAUUUCCGAAUCAACACGAAUACCUGAGGUCCGUGGCCGAGGGACACUGCGAUGAACCAGUUCGGCCACGCAAGGAAUCCUCUUCCAUCGCUGUCUCCAAGAACUUCCCCGGAAAAUUAUCGAUUCGAUCGGUGUUGGAGCUGAAAAAAUGGCUCGACGGGCUCACGAAAGAGCUCGCAAAGCGUUUGGCAACGGAUCAAGCGGAAAAUAAGCGAACUGCCGAGAAUCUGGUGUACUCACUGCUCACAGAGGACGGGAAACCACAAAAAACGCUGAAAAUCACCAGUUAUCACCCGGAUACACUUUUUGAGCAGAUUUGGGCAGCUAUGAAGGGAUUAAAUAAGACAAAUGCCACUAAAAAUGAGGACUCCGGUCCCUGGACACCGCCAAUUCUCAACAUUUCACUAUCAGCGACACGUUUUCAACCCGGAAUUCCUGCACAAAAUCGAUCGAUUCACGAAUGGCUUUACGAGAAAAAAACGCGAAAAUCGCGUCGAAAAGCGGCGAUUUACGAUGAAAAUGAUGGUCGAGAAGAUGUGAUUUUUGUUGAACCGCCGGAAAAACUGAAAAAGCCGAAUCCAACACCAAAAUCCACUGGAACAGACGGAGAUUUCAUUGUUUUAGGCUCAGAUUCGGAUGAUGACGUUGUACAGCCAAAAACUGAUGAUAAUUGGAUUUUUGUCGAUGGAAAGAAAUUUUCAAAAAUGGCCUGGAGGCACCUACCGCCUGACAUUAAAAAGCAUUACCAACAUCGAAUAGCGUUGGAAGAAGCUCGAGCGCUGAAAUCGAAGACUGGUGGCUCACGGAAAAGAGCCGGAGCUCACACGGACAAUGCUCAAAAACCGAAGAAGCCGAAAUCGCUGGAAUCGUUUUUCAAAAAGAAGAAACCCUAACAAUUACUUCUGUACAAUUUUGACACGCAUUUUUCUAGCUAAAAAAUAUGAAUUUUUCACUG